UAUCCAUUCAGAACAUACCUGUGCCCUCACACACACAUACCUGUGCUUUUCAAUAGGGGAACGGGAGAUUUAUUAGUGUAUUAAAAGUGUAUUAAUUUUUAAUCAUAAUUAACGUAACGAUGAUUUACGCGAUACUUACGACUCUAACGUUACUUUGCGUCACAUUUACGGCAAUUAGUGGACAGCACUCCAGACGUUAUUUUGAGAAACAACAGCCAAAGUCACAGGACCUACAGGAGGGCCCGUAUUUCUACGACGUUGAAGCCAUAAAUGAAAGACGUACAGAAUUCGGUAUCCAUCCCAUGAUAUUAGGCCGUCGAUCGCUACGCCAAAUGUCCGGUGAAGAGAUGUCUGACCAGGAACUGUACCCCUUGUUUGAGGCAGCUAAAUGGGCACCCAGUCACUUUAACACACAGGAAUGGCGUUUUGUGUACGCUAAACGCAACACAAAACACUGGAAAAAGUACCUUGCACUUUUGUCGCCCGGUAACCAGGAGUGGGCUAAGGACGCCGCGGCGCUGGUAGUAAUGGUGAGCAACCGGUUCAGCACAUAUAAGGGCAAGAAGUCGUUCGUGAGAUCCCAUUCCUUCGAUGCCGGCGCCGCUUGGAUGGCACUGGCACUGGAGGCGGCCUCCCGGGGGUAUGUCGUGCACGCUAUGGCCGGCUUUGACUACCCAAAGGCCGCCCGCGCUAUACGUAUGCCUAAUAACGGCGAGUAUUCCGUGGAAGUGAUGGUCGCCAUAGGGAAGCGCCAGCAGUAUAGGGGACGGACGGGUGAGAAGACAUCCGAUAGGAAAUCCAUCGACGAGUUUGUGGCGGAGGGCUACUUUAGUCCCAGAUUUUGAUCAGGGCAAUUUUUGCAAGGGUUAACUAUGUUUGUGGUUAUAGUAUAGGGACUUAUUUAGUGUAUUAUUUAUAAGUUAGAAAUAGUAUUUGUAGCAUGCUAUUUUUGUAAAGUAUUCUUUUUGGUAGAAAAAUAAAGUGGCA
Messenger RNA from Oppiella nova, 987 nucleotides. Lineage: Eukaryota; Metazoa; Arthropoda; Arachnida; Sarcoptiformes; Oppiidae. The record is from the annotation of a GenBank genome assembly.